AUGACCGAACAGCAGGCCGUCUCCAGGAUUGCAAUCCGUUUGCCGCCGUUCUGGCCCGACAACCCGGUACUCUGGUUCGCGCAGGCAGAGGCAAGUUUUAGCUGCGCUGGAAUAACGGUCGAAGCAACUAAAUUUGCGCUGAUUGUGAGCCAACUCGACCAACGUUAUGCAGCCGAGGUGCAGGACAUAAUCACAGCACCGCCCGAGGCUGGAGCUUAUGCCAGGCUAAAAUCAGAGUUGAUUCGACGGGUGGCCGCGUCGCAAGAGGACCGGAUACGUCAGGUUCUGACACAGGAAGAAAUUGGCGACAGGAAGCCUUCUCAAUACCUGCGACAUCUACGCAGCAAAGUUGACACCGUUACUGUGCCAGACAGUCUGCUAAGAACGCUGUGGAGCAGUAGGUUGCCGCCGCAAAUAAAGCCAUAA
Messenger RNA from Schistocerca serialis cubense, 426 nucleotides. RefSeq lists its product as uncharacterized. The record is from RefSeq and is a predicted model, not a curated record. The transcript has a single exon. Lineage: Eukaryota; Metazoa; Arthropoda; Insecta; Orthoptera; Acrididae. Bases 1 to 426 code for a protein of 141 amino acids.